Molecule: messenger RNA, 4270 nt
Organism: Durotheca rogersii
Lineage: Eukaryota; Fungi; Ascomycota; Sordariomycetes; Xylariales; Xylariaceae
Exons: 2
Coding region: 426-3749 (1107 amino acids)
Biological process (GO): protein localization to plasma membrane
Cellular component (GO): plasma membrane
Source: RefSeq, a predicted model, not a curated record
GUACUGGUGGCUAGUAUCCCCCGUGCCCCAACCCCAACCUGCAAAUUAUGGUAAUUUUCUUCCCCUGGCCGGCCGGGAACGACACGAAGGCAACACAAGACAGCACAAGACAGCACAACACCACACACCAACCAUCCACCACGCACAUCACGCACCACCCACUGUACACCAGCCAUACCUCUAUCACGCUGAGCAUCUCAACACUUUCCACUCCGUUAUCAACAUCCUCUACUAACUGGCUACUGCACCGCGAACAGACGGAAGAACUGGCAAACACUAAUAUAUCUCAGACCACUCCAGCUCACCCCCCAUAAUAGUUACAACGGCCGUUUAAUUCUCGCCCUUGCGCUCUCGGUGCCCGGCUUCUUCUCUCCCCUCCCCCCUUUGCUCUCCAGCUAAGGCUGCCUUGCGCACUGCUGGGCGCAAUGAACGCCAUACAGCAAAAAUGCCGCCCGAAACACCAAGUCCUGGUCCUCAAGUGUUAUCCUCACACGACAAAGGGAGCUGUUGACGUCAAGCCUAACUCUAGUGAAUUGAGCUAUCUCCUAUUCUACGCCACCUCCCGCCGGUCCAAGAUUCAGAAGGUCGGCCAGUUCCUCGAGAAGAAGACGGCUAGUGAUGUGUGGAGGGUGCGGAUCGGAAAUGUCCAGGUUACCCUCCAAAUCCUCGCUGCCCUGAUCGAGAAGGCACCGAAAGACCUCCCCCUAUUUGCGCAGAAUGUCCUCACUAUCCUAGACCUCGUCCUCCGAUCUAAUGAUAUUACCAUGGUCGAGGCAUCGCUGCCGACCUUCCGAACCUUCUGUGAACACCAUGACGUCUCGUCCCUCUUUGCCGACCAAGCCUACCUCCGCCAAUAUGAGCAAGUCGUGCGCGGUUAUGCCACAUUUGCCUCAACACAAUCGUCGCCAGUCAAGAAUACGGCUAGCAAGCCCGUGCUUUUGAGAUGGAGGAAUGCAGGUUUGGAAGCAAUCAAAGGCGUGACCGAAUCUGAAGCACUAUCGACUGUUGCCGGACGUCAAUUAAAUGUCAUCGUACCCAUGAUUCUGGAAAAUUUAUGGACGGACGACGAAGAAUUUCUCGAGGUCUUACUUCAGCGUGUCCAGAUGGAGGAGAAGGUCGACUCGCAUGCCUUGCUGCGGCGCAGGACCAGUGUUUCCACUGUCAAAACUAGCGAGACAGGCGACGCGAACCCGAUCGCGAUUUCGGGCACGUCCGUCGACAUUGACAAGUUGGCUGAAGAAGAUAUUGGAGUUGUGGCUAUGCAGUGCCUGAAAAGGAUAUUUGCCAUACCCAACAGAGCACAGAUAAAUGGGGCGACUGCGGCAAUCUUGGGAUUUAUCAGCGAACGGGUCCGCCAAAAAGAGACGGUGGUCACCCAGGCCCGGGGUGAUGGACGUGAUCGCGGUUGGGCGAUCAAGAUCUUUGAGUUUGCCGCCAGAUGGGCACCUGUGCAGGACCGCUACGUGAUUAUGGUCGUUACCACCGACACCCUCCUGCGGUCCCCCCCGACUAAGGACAACAUUGCGGAUCAAGUUGUGCUUACGGCCAUUAUUCGGUCUCUAUUAAGCUCCGACAUCAACUUGAUUGGUCUUAGUGUUAUGGAUGUCCUUCUGGGGCUGAUACAGCACAUGAAGCGGGUUCUGAAGCAUUCUGGGGGCACGAGGAGUAGCGGCUCAGCUUCCGGGGACGAGAAACCCGCUUCGGCUUCCGACCCUUCUCAGCAGAGAGAGCUCCUAACCCGGAUCCAACAGUCCAUCGGAGAUCUAGCCACCCAUGUUUACUACGCCGACCAGAUAUCUGAUAUGAUCUCUGCCAUCCUCCUACGACUCAAGCCUCAUCCUAGCACGACAAACUCUUCGCCGGCCACUGAGAAAGCUGACUCUCCUCCCGGAGGCUCGGCAGUGAACGUCUUAGAUGACCAGUUGCAGCUCGACAGCUUCUUUGCCCUAGACUUAGCCAAGACCACUGCACUUCAAGCCGUUAAAUCUAUUCUUCUCGUUGCAAAUCCGAACACAAAAAUCAGUGGGAACGUCAGUUUGACGAGGAGCAAAGUCCCCAUACAGGUAUGGGAAGGUACACACUGGCUUCUCCGCGACCCGGAUGGGCAGGUUCGGAAAGCUUAUGUCGAUGCCCUCACGACUUGGCUGGAUCGAGAAACGUCAAGCUCUGACCUGGAAGCUAGAGAUUACACGGGUCAGAAACUAUCGCGCGUGAACAACCGAGCGGAUAUACCGCCGGUGAGCACUUCCCGCCGAGCCGUCUCAAGCGCAUCGACCCGAGACAAGCCCGCCAAGGCCUCGCGGUCCUAUUUUCUACAGCUUCUCCACCUUUCCAUCUACGAAAGCGCCCUGCAGUUCAUGGAGUCCGAGGCGGACAUAGCCCUUCUGCACGUGUUGUUGGCCAAGCUAGUUAGCAAGCUCGGGGUCAACGCUGUCAGAUAUGGCCUGCCAAUGAUUUUCCGGCUUCAGGAGGAUAUCUUGGACGCCGAAACACCUCUGUCGAAGGUUUAUCUCGGAUGUCUCUGCCACGGUUAUUUUUGGGCCCUAAGCGAGUAUUUUGGGUUUGAGGCUUCGCCCGUCGGCCGGACGAUCCACAACGAGAUAUCUCGAAGAAGGACCAAGCACUUUUGGGUUGAAGGCGUAAAUAUUCCAACCCCUUCCCUCAACCAAUUGGGCGCUCCGGGUGCGGUUAAAUCGCAGCCGAAGAUGCCUCCACAGGCCGUAGAGUCGGAGGCUCUGCUACCUUUCGACGAUCGUACGGCUAUAGUGGACUGUAUCCGCACGAACUAUAAAUAUAGAGCGAUAUCCCCGCCCUCAAGCCCUUCCGCGUCUCCCGGUCGCGUCUUCGCGCACCCGGCCUUAGGCUCGACCUUGAGUACGAUUCCGCCGGCCAACGAGGAGCACGAGCUUCCUGACAAGUUCAGGGAGGCAAUGCUUGCAGAUUGGAAUAGAGAGACCGCCGUGGCUGCCCUUCAAGUAGAGAGCAAGUCCGCUUCACUUAGUGGGUCUAGGACGGGGACGGCCACCACAAGAGGCAACCAUCUCACCGUCAAUGGGCCUUCUGCCAAUGGCCAAGCGUUCUCGCGGCCAGACUCCGCGUACGCUCAUCAGACUACUCUGCGUCCUGCGUCCCAUGCUAGCCACGCUGCUGCUUUGAGGAAUUCUAGCGUACAAAGUCACGGCUCUAUGAGGAGUGCCUCGAGCCGGGGCUUCGUCGCUUCCGUAGACCAGCUCAAGUCGGCGCUGACGGGAGAUCCUGCUCGGCCAUCCACUUUCCACACGUUGCGAGAAGACGAUGAUAGCAGCGAAAGUAUGGCUAGCUACGAAUUUUCGCCCUCGGAGCUUUCGUUCAACCCAAACCAGCCAGACGGUGCUGAUACUAACGAGCCAGCCAUGGCGCGAACAAGGUCGAAAUCCCGUGAGCGGAAAGCGUCUGGGGACUCUGGGCAUCAUUCAAUGGAAGGAGACAUAGACGAAGAAGUUCCACCGGUGCCUCCUCUACCCGCGUCAAUAGUCGGGAAAUCGCCACCCUCCGAGGUAGUUCUUGAGCGCCUCGCGAAAGUGUCGAGCCAGGACCACGCCCAUAGAGCCCCGAAGAGGAAUCUUAGAAGUCGAGGCGGCGACAGCCUUCUCUCGAAUAGCUUUGCGAACGCAGGGGCGGCUAGCAUGGACCUCCAGGCAAUGCUCAAGGGCAUCGACAGCAAGUCGAGACAGAACACCAUCGGGAAUCUCACGAGGCCUCCCUACUAACGCCUCGCACUUUGAUAAACGCUCGUAUGUAUAUCCAUGAAGCUCGAAAAUGUCUCUUUUUCUUCUUCCAGAGCAAUGAAUGGACGUUGCCUGUAAUAGCAGGUCGAGUCGACGGGCGGGUCCGACUCCGAUGAGGUGCUUGUACACUCUUAGCGAGGGGGAAUAUCUAGAAGCCGAGAGUAUAGAAGAGGAGGAAAUGGGAACUUGUUAAAUGAAAAAAGAAGACUACUGUGCGGGGCAACUCUGUUUACAUAUUUGCUUGUAUAUAUUUACAUGUCUGCUAUCGCGUCGGCCUUUUUGCCGCCAGUGCCAAUGCUGCUUUGUUGUAGAUAGGUUGGCCCUUUCCACCACGGGUCGGUAGGGAACAUAGUAAUAGAGAAGAUUCGAAUUGGAAAAAGAGAAUUGUAGCUAAUUAUCUUGAGACAAAACACUAAUGCCACCAUAACUAGCGGCUAAUCCUAUUGCCUUUGGCUUAUCGUUAUUAUUAUUAGGAUUAGGAGUGCGCAUUUAAGCAAGACGAC